This is a messenger RNA of Bufo bufo (common toad), 1726 nucleotides long. RefSeq names its product coiled-coil domain containing 9B (gene CCDC9B). The coding region runs from base 88 to 1434 and encodes 448 amino acids. The transcript is spliced from 13 exons. Lineage: Eukaryota; Metazoa; Chordata; Amphibia; Anura; Bufonidae. The record is from RefSeq and is a predicted model, not a curated record.
AGAAAAGCCAUCUGACGCCUCCACUGCCUCAGCUCUGCUCUGGAAUAUACCCAGCUUCACCUCUGAUGUCCAAUAUGCAGAAAAGUUAUGAAAUCUGAAUGUCCUUCAAUGGAGGGUGGACAGCAAAAGUUUUCACUACAUGAGGAAGACAUCAUGGAGAAAGAGCAGAAUGAUGCUGAGUUGGACAAAAAGAUUAAGGCCUUAAAAAAAAAGAAUGAAGCUCUUAUGCAAAGACAUCGGGAAAUAGAAGAGGACCGGUUACAUGCAGAGAAAGAUGGCAUGGCUGUCACAUCUCACAGACCUAAGCAAGACAGCCUCAACAUUACAAUCACAAAAACUCCAAAUGAGAAAAGAAUAGUAACAAAAGGCCGGAGGAGCUCUGACAGCACCGAGCAGAGGUUAACUUUACGUAUGGGGAAUGAGAUGCAGCUGUGUGUUUCUGUGGACAGUAAAGUAGAGGGCAUGAGGACAAUUGGUAAGAAGAUUGACCAAGAUGUCGUAUAUUUGACAAGUAAAACUAAACUAUCCAUGGAAGACGUUAAUAACGCCUUUGGUACAGGUCCUCAUAUGCAGAUUGCUAUUUCCAGACAGAAGAUAUCUGCUAUACCAAAAGUAGAAAGGAGGAUACAAAAAAACAAGACAAAGCGCAAAACAGAACAAAACAAAGAGCCUGGUGAAAAAGGUGAGGUGAGCCGCUCUGACUACUCUCUGACAACGUCAGCAAUGGAGCAUAACCAGUACUUACAGUGGAAGAAACAGCGUGAACAAGUUGACCAUGAACGGCUAGCCAGGCAAAAGGACUCAAAAGGAGAGUGGCGGCGUGCCUGGGAUAAAGGGAAGACGGAUGAGCUUUUUGAAGGUGAUAUGUGCUAUGUUGAGACUGCUCCAAGUGCAUUUGUUGGCAGGAGAGGACCCUGGAGAAGAAAGAUGCACAGUAGAGAAAAUGUGAUUGAAAAUAAAGGUAAAGAAAAACAGCCCUGUAAUGAAAAGACCUUCAAAAUGAUGACUACAAGCAGCAGAGCAAAAGGAAAAGACCGUCUUACCAGUAGAGCCCAAAGAUGGUAUGGUAUAGAAGAUGGAGAUCUGCCAGACGACGGCCCCAUAAAGAAAAGUCUUGAUGAUAAAGUGAUCGUAAAACAUUUAGAAGGGAAAUUCAAAGAAGAUGAAUUUUUGAGCACAGAAAAACUAAAAGUUCCCGUCCAAAAUUAUUCAUUGGGAAAUAAAGAAAAAAUAGUUUUUGCAAAUGAGAAACUAUUGCUGGAAAGUAAACAGGAUGUUCCAUUUCAUGGGAAGAAAAUGGAAGAAAUGAGCAGUGACGUUCCCUCCGAGGGUCGAGAAAUGAUAGAAUAUCUGUCCAUGCUAAGCAGCGACAGCGAAUCCGGGGAAAACUCUGCAAAUCUACACCGUAAACAGAGAUGUUCAUCAUCUUAUUGACAAGAAUGUAAAUAUUAACCUAUAUAUGACAUGAGCCUCCUGUAGGCUCCAUGUCACUGUCCCCCUUCAAUCCCUUAGGCAUUUUACAGUGACUGCAAACAGCGCUUGUGAAAAGUCAAACCACUGCUCAUUAACGUUCACUGCCGGAUAAGGAUCUGGCCAUGGAUAAUCCCAAAAUAAUCUUAUUUACUGCUUUUCUCACAUUAAUGGCUUAAAGAAUAAAGAGGAAUCCAUGAAGAGCAAAUUUCACGGCUUUUUAUGUUAGAAGCACUAUAUUCUAAUAGGAGGAUGU